Molecule: messenger RNA, 312 nt
Organism: Candida dubliniensis CD36
Lineage: Eukaryota; Fungi; Ascomycota; Pichiomycetes; Serinales; Debaryomycetaceae
Exons: 1
Coding region: 1-312 (103 amino acids)
Source: RefSeq, a predicted model, not a curated record
AUGCGAUGUGAACUACCGCCACAAAUGAUUUUCUUACACAAAACCCGAUUCCUCGUUUGUAAAACAACUGAUGAACUGAGACAACAUCUGUUCAUCUCCAACAUAACUACCACUACUGCUACUACUAUCACUUGGAUGACCAUGCUAAACUUAACCGAAAUAUAUAUUCACCUGAUUAUGGCAUUUGACAAUGUCUUCAUAUUAUUUCGUUUCAUACUUUUGACUUGUUUUAUUUUUUUUUCUUUUGUUCUGCGGAGAGGAGAUGUACAAUGUGAAGGUGAGGUAAUUACAGAUUUUGUCAUUACAACUUAA